GUAUGGCCAUAGCUUGAACCAUCAAAAUCACAUAUAUAAAGAAGCUACAAAUAAGUUUAUCACUACACAUAUCAAGAAAAAACAAAACACCCACAUAAUAAAAAUUCAAUCUUUAAGCUCAUCACACCAAAUUUUCAACUUUCUUGAAUCUUGUUUUUGUGAGUUGUAACAGAGGUUUUAGAUUGUGGGGUUUGAGGAUUUUUUCAAGAUUUAGGUGGAAAUUGAAGAUGUGGGGUUUUGGGGGAAGGUAUUAUUGGGGGAGAAAAGAGAGAGGGAAAGUGGAAGGAAUAGUUGUGGUUUUCGCAUGGAUGUCAAGUCAAGAUCGCCACCUCAAGAACUAUGUUGACCUCUACUCUUCUCUUGGAUGGAAUUCCCUUGUUUGCCACUCUCAAUUCCUUAACAUGUUUUUUCCUGAUAAAGCUGCAGCAUUGGCAGCAAAUAUUGUGAAUGAGCUUAUUGAGGAACUAAAAGUUAGACCAUGCCCUGUUGUCUUUGCAUCCUUUUCGGGUGGACCAAAAGCAUGCAUGUAUAAGGUUCUCCAGAUAAUAGAGGGCAAAUGUGAAGAACAUGUCAAUCUGGGUGAGUUUCGACUUGUUAGAGACUGUCUUUCGGGCUACAUUUUCGAUUCUUCUCCAGUUGACUUUACUAGUGAUCUGGGUACUAGAUUUAUACUACAUCCAACAGUUCUUGGAAUGUCACGUCCUCCUCCCCUAGCCUCAUGGAUAGCAAAUGGAAUUGCUUCCAGUUUGGAUGCCCUCUUCCUUAGAAGAUUUGAAUCACACCGCGCCGAGUUUUGGCAGACUCUAUAUGCUUCUGUUAGCACGGGAGCUCCGUAUCUCAUUUUGUGCUCAGAAGAUGAUGAUCUUGCUCCCUAUCAAACUAUUUGCAAUUUUGCUCAGCGGCUUAAAGAUUUGGGCUCUGAUGUCAAACUACUAAAAUGGAGUAGCUCCCCUCACAUAGGUCAUUAUCGGUACCACCAACUUGAAUACAAGGCCGCAGUGACUGAGGUUCUUGGAAAAGCUGCUAUGAUCUAUUCUCAAAGAAUUCGUCAACUUGAAGGGGAGAAGAUGGGGUUGGAAGGAUCACAUGAUGAAAUCUCCGAGCCUCUAGGCAAUCUUAGGCAAGCCGCUGCUACUGCAAAUCAAAGCUUCCAGAGAAUUGCUCUCGAGUUGAACGACCACUUCUUUGUACCGAGCUCUGUAGAGUAUCACGAGGGAAGUAAUGUUGGGUCAGUCCAGCACGAACAGAAAGAACGAUACAUUCCUCUUCCAAGCCCACCAAGAAUUAAUGCUCAUGGUGUUCUUGGUCAAAUUUUAUUUGAUGUGUGUGUCCCAAAGGUUGUUGAAGAUUGGGACGUAAGGUCAUCGCCAACUUUCAGGAAAGCAUCAUUUCCAUCGUCACGAAGGCAUUCACCUUUUAAUCCUAUGAAAUGCAUUCGUCGUUCAAGAUUGUAGGAUUUGCAGUUGGUGAUGCGUAGCAGCUUGCUAAGUGAAGAGAAAAAUGACAUGGGAUUAUCAAGAAUACACAAACAUGAGAAUGCAAUGGAAAGAAAAUGAUAAUUACUCUUAUCAGGAAUAAGGUUAAUUCUCAGGAAUUCAGAGGUUCAUUACUUAAAAUCGGCUAAACAGUGACCUAAUUUUGGAUAGAGUUUGAUAUGUAAAAACAAAUUUACCAAGUGUUACUUUUUCUAAGCUUGUCAUGUUCAUUUAUUGCAUUUACUCUGAUUGUACAGAAUUUCUCACUUUGCUCAUUUAGAAUAUAAGACAGGCUAAUCUUGGGUUUA
Nicotiana attenuata is the source of this 1783-nucleotide messenger RNA. RefSeq lists its product as uncharacterized. The record is from RefSeq and is a predicted model, not a curated record. The transcript is spliced from 7 exons. The coding region runs from base 228 to 1454 and encodes 408 amino acids. Lineage: Eukaryota; Viridiplantae; Streptophyta; Magnoliopsida; Solanales; Solanaceae.